GCUCGGGUUUCAGCUGGUCCGGGCGGAGUCCAUGCGGGAUAAAGGAUUUACACGGAUUUAGCCCAGCUGAAGGUUUAUAACGCGCUUUAGCGAGCACAACACCCCGGCCGACAUGACCACGACGACCACUUUCCAAGGCAUGGAGCCCGGUGCCAAAAACAGCUCCAGGGUGUUGCGUCCCCCCGGCGGAGCUUCUAAUAUUUCCUUCGGUACAGACGAGGAGAAACCAGUGCGCAAAAACAAGAUGGCCUCCAGUAUCUUCGCUGGACCUGACGACCCCCAUGCGCACCGGAGGAACAACCCACCAGGUGGAGAAGCUUCUGGCGUUCUGUGUGGAGAACCGUCGGCCCCUCUGAGGCGGUGCCAGCCCGCCAUCGUUUAUGACAACGGCGCACCCGGCGGCGACCAACAGGCCAACUAUGUGGAUGAACCAGAACAACAAGACCACAAUGAUGAGGCUCCGGAGCCGAAAGAGGACGCCGCACAGUCUUCUGGUGCCUCAGUGCCUGCUGGCGCCCCCUCUGGCCGGAGGAACCCUCCCGGUGGCAAAUCCAGUCUGAUCCUGGGCUGAAACGCUUUUUCAUUGAACUUUCUCUGCUCUAUCUGUCUUUUCUCUAUCUAUUGUUUUUUUUAAGGAAUUCCCUCUUCCUUCACUAUUCUUGUGAGCCAUGGAAAAUGUGUCCUCCACCAUCGUUUCAUUUUUUCUAUUGCAAAAAAAAAAAAGAGAAGCGUUUGUUGACAGAAGCACUUUAUGUAAGAGGUCAGUUUCAGCCGCUCCUGCAGGAUUCAAGGCAUGAGAGAUUCACAUCGACUGUCCGUCUGCCCCGGUGUACAUCAUACAAGGAAAAAAGGACAAAAGAAAAAAAAAAACAUUUGUUGCGCAAAAUUUCUAAGUACAAAUAAAGAUUGAUAUGAAUUUCAA
Xyrauchen texanus (razorback sucker) is the source of this 922-nucleotide messenger RNA. RefSeq names its product jupiter microtubule associated homolog 1-like. The transcript is spliced from 5 exons. Gene Ontology annotation, cellular component: nucleus. Lineage: Eukaryota; Metazoa; Chordata; Actinopteri; Cypriniformes; Catostomidae. The record is from RefSeq and is a predicted model, not a curated record. The coding region runs from base 113 to 571 and encodes 152 amino acids.